Diprion similis is the source of this 1589-nucleotide messenger RNA. Its product is annotated as cyclin-dependent kinase 2-like. Gene Ontology annotation, molecular function: ATP binding; cyclin-dependent protein serine/threonine kinase activity; cyclin binding. The transcript is spliced from 5 exons. Gene Ontology annotation, biological process: regulation of G2/M transition of mitotic cell cycle; regulation of gene expression; protein phosphorylation. The record is from RefSeq and is a predicted model, not a curated record. Gene Ontology annotation, cellular component: nucleus; cytoplasm; cyclin-dependent protein kinase holoenzyme complex. Bases 199 to 1098 code for a protein of 299 amino acids. Lineage: Eukaryota; Metazoa; Arthropoda; Insecta; Hymenoptera; Diprionidae.
GCCGAGUAAAGUAUAUAUACAAAAAAGUGAUUGAAGCUGUAUUAAUUCCGACGAACAGUGUGCAUCAUCACCGAGUGAAUUCAUUGCUGAUUAAAAUAUCGGGAAAUGAAGUGCCGGUUUGCUGUUGAAUACAGUCAGUCGAAUUGCGAAAGAGAAUUCUUACUACUCGGAGAUAAUUGUAUAGCAUCAUCAUAAGUCAUGGAGAACUUUGUAAAGAUCGAAAAAAUUGGGGAAGGGACUUACGGUGUUGUAUACAAAGCGAAGGACAAACUUACCGGGAAACUGGUAGCUCUUAAAAAGAUUCGCCUCGAAACGGAAAGCGAAGGCGUACCAUCUACAGCUAUUCGAGAAAUAUCGUUAUUAAAGGAACUUACUCACCCGAAUGUUGUUCAGUUGUUGGAUGUUGUUCACUGCGACAAGAAGCUCUACCUUGUAUUUGAAUUUCUUCAACAGGACUUGAAAAAAUUAUUAGAUUCUACCAAAGCUGGUUUGAGUCACAGUAUUGUAAAGAGUUAUUUACACCAAUUAUUGAAAGGCAUUGCAUUUUGUCACGUUCAUCGGGUCUUACACAGGGAUUUAAAACCACAAAACCUACUAAUAGACAAAGAGGGAUACAUAAAAUUGGCAGAUUUUGGACUUGCUAGAGCGUUUGGAGUUCCUGUACGAACGUUCACACACGAAGUUGUAACCCUGUGGUAUAGAGCUCCAGAGAUUCUUCUCGGAACUAAGUUCUAUUCAACAGCAGUCGAUGUCUGGAGCUUAGGAUGUAUUUUCGCAGAAAUGGCAACAAGGCGAGCAUUAUUCCCUGGCGAUUCAGAAAUAGAUCAACUGUUCAGAAUAUUUCGGACUUUGGGAACUCCAGACGAAACUGUUUGGCCUGGAGUUUCGCAACUUCCUGACUACAAGUCAAUGUUCCCACGAUGGGAUGCACGAAGUUUCAACGAAGUUGUUCCAUCGUUUGACAAUGAUGCUGAAGACUUGCUCUUGAAACUAUUAACCUACGAUCCCAGCAAGAGAAUAACAGCUAGGAUGGCGUUGUCCCAUCCUUACUUCAACGGAGUGGAACUAGUUCCACCUCCGCUCAUCAAGAAAGACUGAUGACUGGUAAUACCGAACUAUUAAUAUGCAAUAACAUUCGAGCAAUUCACGUUUUUUAAAAUAAAUAGAAUUUGAAUUACAAAGAAAUUCGACGCUACUUUCAAGUACGAUUUGUAUGGUAGGAAAAAAAAAACGUGUGUAUGCUUCAGAUAUUGAUAAAACCAGAUAUUUUUAUCUUUUUGUGCAAUGUGCUAAAUUCAGAUGAAUGAUUACCCUUGGAAUUUGGAACAGGGGUGUCGAUAAUUGCAAGGUGAUUACUGACUAUCUAAUGCCUUUUUGCUCUGAGUAAAUACAGUUACAAAUAUGAUUGUAAGAUGAAAUAUCGUGACAAAUAUGAUGAAAAAUUGUUCUGGAGACAGGGCAUUCUUUUUAAAAUAUCAAUGAGAAUAUUUUUGAUAACAAUAUUAAUACAAUGAAAAAAAAAAAAAAUUAUAAUAUCGUUAUGUAUAACAACGUGAUAACGACGUUACGGAAAUGUAGAAUAUUUUUAU